This is a messenger RNA of Neogale vison (American mink), 1815 nucleotides long. RefSeq names its product acid sensing ion channel subunit family member 5 (gene ASIC5). The transcript has 10 exons. Gene Ontology annotation, biological process: sodium ion transmembrane transport. Lineage: Eukaryota; Metazoa; Chordata; Mammalia; Carnivora; Mustelidae. The record is from RefSeq and is a predicted model, not a curated record. Gene Ontology annotation, cellular component: membrane. Gene Ontology annotation, molecular function: ligand-gated sodium channel activity. Bases 211 to 1683 code for a protein of 490 amino acids.
UCAACUGUGCGGCCACCAGUAAAGGAGAAACUGAGAUCACGUGCUUCUUGAUGCGCUACUUUGUGAAGAACACACAUCACGUUUGUGGCUCUCCAGUGGCCGUUCAUUAUUUGACCUGAAUCUGAUCAAGAAGAAAAAACUAUACAAGCAAGGAGUGAGAGGAGUUCCACAAAAUACCUGACACCGAUUCUUCAAAAAUAGCCAUGACUCAUGGAAAAGAUAAAGCUAUGCCUUUCAAAGAAACCGCUGCCCUCUCCCACUGAUCGAAAGAAGUUUGACCAUGACUUUGCCAUCUCCACUUCCUUUCACGGGGUGCACAACAUCGUUCGCAACCAGAGCAAAAUUCGCAAGCUGAUCUGGUUGGUGGUAGUCUUGGGCUCAGUCUCACUUGUUGUAUGGCAGAUCUACAGUCGCUUGGUCAACUACUUCACAUGGCCCACCACGACGUCGAUAGAGGUUCAGUAUGUCGAAAAGAUUGACUUCCCAGCUGUGACGUUUUGCAAUUUAAACAGGUUCCAAACAGAAGCUGCAGCCAAAUUUGGUAUUAUUUUUUUCUUAUGGAAUAUUGUCUACAAAGUUCUCCAUCUUCAGGAAAUCAGGUCCAAUUACACUGGCUUUAAAGAUGCUAUUGAUUUUCUCACAAGUCAUCAAAACUUCAGCAUUACAGAGUUUGUAAAAAAAAAUGGUUUUUAUCUCAACAGUAGCACACUGUUGGAAUGUGACUUUUUUGGAAAGCCAUGUGGCCCACAGGACUUUGCACAUGUCUUCACUGAAUAUGGAAAUUGUUUUACUUUUAAUCAUGGUGAAAAUAUUCAAGCAAAGGAAAAAGUGAGUGUCUCUGGAAGAGGCUUAAGCUUGCUCUUCAAUGUCAAUCAGGUGGAAUUCACUGAUGACCCAGCCCUUGGUUUUGUUGAUGCUGGAAUCAUCUUUGUUAUCCAUUCACCAAAGAAGGUGCCGCAGAUUGAUGGCUUAGGCUUGUCGUCACCUGUAGGAAUGCAUGCCCGAGUAACAAUCCGCCAAGUCAAGACAGUUCAUCAAGAAUACCCCUGGGGAGAAUGCAAUCCUAACAUCAAGCUACAGAAUUUUAGUAGCUAUAGCACUUCUGGUUGCUUGAAGGAAUGUAAAGCUCAACACAUACAAGAACAAUGUGGAUGUUUACCUUUUCUGCUUCCUGGAAAUGGGAUAGAAUGUGACCUACAAAAGUUUUACAACUGUGUUUCUCCUACACUUGACCUCAUUGAAGAUAAGGGAUUAUGCACAAUGGGAACACAUAAUUCUAGCUGUCCUGUUCCUUGUGAAGAAACAGAAUAUCCUGCUACUAUUUCUUAUUCUACUUUCCCAAGUCAAAAAGCUUUGAAAUAUCUUUCGAAGAAAUUAAAUCAAAGUCAGGAAUAUAUCAGGGAGAAUCUUGUGAACAUUGAAAUAAACUAUAGUGACUUAAACUAUAAGAUAACUCAGCAGCAAAAAGCAGUGAGUGUGUCUGAAUUACUUGCAGAUGUUGGCGGUCAACUGGGCCUAUUUUGUGGGGCCAGUAUGAUUACAGUUAUAGAAAUUAUUGAAUAUAUAUUCACCAAUUUCUACUGGAUAUGCAUUUUGUUCUUGCUGAAGAUACCUGACAUCACGCCGGGGACUCUUCCACCUCAGGAUCGUCUGGGGAAGAGAAAUCACGUAGAAGAAUGCUAAUGUUCAUGUAGGACAAAAGCUUUUGCUCUUCUCUUCAUAAUACAUUCAAAUGUAUUCACAGCUAAUUCAUUGUUAUGUAACUUACCUGCUCUUAUAGUCUAGGGAGUCAAUAAAAGUCAUUGUAGGUAUCUA